GUACAUGAAUGAUAAAGUGUUAAAUAUCAUAGCCACGGAAUUGCAGAAUGACGAAGACGGUGCAACAAAAAUCAAGCAAAUAAUCGUUCAAAACUUGUUUGAUUUUGUUCGUCACGAAGAUAAAGAGUCUCGUCGUAGAAUUGGGGUCGAGACAAAAUCAUCGUCCAAUGAGAAUUUGGAUGUAGUUGCCUUUAAUGGAGGUGGGAAAGCUUAUGUCAAUGACGGAAUAUGCUCAAGUCUUAUCCAAAGGUUUAUUUCCAAAAUAUUGGGUCUUUGCUUUGAUCCAAACCAUACUUUUGCUUUGAUUUCAGUUCAGUUCUGUAAGCUUGUCUUCACGCUAGGAUACGAAAAUCCCAAGCUCUGUAUCUCAACUUUCAUUGGACUCGAAGCAAGUGAAAGCAGCAUUAUUCGAAACAAGGCACACGGGGUUUUAAGAGACUUAUUCAACAAGCACGAGAGUUUAUUUGAUUCCAGCUACUCCGAAGGAUUCAAAUAUGCCGUCGAGUACCGCUCUAGUAUUGCAGAUGGGUUAUCCACAUCGAGGUACUAUAUUUCCAUUCUAUACUCAGUCGUUUCCAAAACAGUACUGGCGAGAAGAAAGUUUAUCACGGCCAUCAACAAGUCCCUCCAAAACUAUAGUAGCUUGGAUAAACAAGAUCACUCACAAGAAUUUGGCCGGAAUUUCAUCUACUUCAUGCUACAGAACCUUGCGUCAGUUUCAUUCUUGACUCUCGAAGAAACAUACAUGAUAGCUGAAACCAUUAACAAUAUAUUGUCCCACCAAGGCUUGGACCUCUACGAUAAAGUCAAGGCUCUAGAGGAAAACAAGAGCAAGAAAGUUGUCUGCAUUCAGAGUCAGGCCAUGAUUUGUUUUCUCGAAUUCAACAGCUUUUUGAUCAGCAAGUAUGGCCUCAAUGUUGAGCGAAUCGCAAACUUCAAACUUGAAAGGAUCGACACCGAAUUGAGGCUGCACCCCAAAGUACAAAGAGAACUUGUGUUUGAUUUGGACGCAAGCGAUAUGAAGGCCGACCUCGAAGAGAUGUCUACUGUUGAAGCCAUUCUAGGAAAAUUCGUGUCAAGCAUGCAUUUCUAUAAUAAUAAUUAACUAUAGCAUAGAACCUAAUGAAUAUAAUGAUAAGUUCUCUAUUGAGUUCUGGAUUGUCGAUUUCUGGAAAGGCCAUUCUUUCUUACUUUACCUUUGUUCUUCAAUUUCGGUUUCUUCUCCACCCUUUUCCUGGACUUGGUUCGGACAUUUACUGACCUUUUGGCGACUUUUCUCCUACUACGGCCUUUUUCUUCAUAUUCAGGUGAACUUGAAGGUACAUCGUCUUUUGCCGGUGGUACAUACUCCUCUUCUUCAAUGAGCUUGGGAGGUGCAAACGGGUCGAUAAUCAAAGAGUAGCCAUUGUUCAAUGCUAACUUGAUAACUCCACCAUAAGUUUCCAAACGUUCUUUCUUUCGUCUUGCCUUUAACUCUGAGAGUGGUAUGUUAUACUCCUUGUCUUCAGAAUCACGGGGCAAGCCAUGUUUAUAAUGCUUGAUUUCUUGUUUCAACUCCUCUUGACGUCUUUUCCACGUCUGAAACUUUUGUAGUCUUCUAUCAAUUUCGGCAACAGUGAGCUUUCUCUUCUCUAUAAGCUCGUUCUCGUCCCCCGGGUCAUUGAUUCGAGUGAUGGUUGGAAGAACAGACGCCCAGUUGUUGUUCAAAAGC
Yamadazyma tenuis ATCC 10573 is the source of this 1711-nucleotide messenger RNA. Lineage: Eukaryota; Fungi; Ascomycota; Pichiomycetes; Serinales; Debaryomycetaceae. The record is from RefSeq and is a predicted model, not a curated record.